UGCUCCCUCAGCCAAUCCUGAAUUGAUGGGCAUCCCCUCAGUUUCUACUACUUUGCCAUGAGAAAAAGAACUGCUGGAAAUAGUUUUGAUUAAAAACUUGAUGUCAGUACUCAGUUUUUAAGAGUCACUCAACACUCAAGAAAACAAAAUGGGGACUCCUGGGUCGGGAAGGAAGAGAACGCCAGUCAAAGACCGCUUCUCUGCAGAAGAUGAAGCUUUGAGCAACAUCGCUCGAGAGGCCGAGGCCAGACUGGCAGCCAAACGGGCUGCCCGCGCCGAAGCGAGAGACAUCCGGAUGAGGGAGCUGGAGCGGCAGCAGAAAGAGCACUCCCAUCAUUCCUAUGAUCGAAAAUGGGGCCAGAUUCAGAAGUGGAUGGAAGAUGCAGAAAGGGCCAGGUAUUCUCACCGGUCCAGUCAUCGUCAUCCCCACCUGGGAGUUGAGGAUGCACUGUCCACUCGAAAUAUUGGCAAUCACAGGUUCGAUACCCUGAAGACUCGCUCUACAAAGCAUUCAUCUUCAAGCCAUGCUUAUGGUGACUCCUACGGCUUGAAGAGGAGGUCUUCUAGCGCCUACAAAGACCCCCUGAAAGGCCUGUACUAUGACCAGAGGAAUUAUAGCAGCCUUAGACACAGCAAGUCACCCUCUGCCUACUACACUCGGUCUUCUUCCUUGUGCAGUGACUCGCUGGCAACUUCUAAAACUCACAGGGUUUCUCGCGCAGUAGACACUGGUCUGAUGAGAAGUGCCAGUUUGGCAUCUCUGGGUGACGUGGCCUUAUAUAGCCCGUACAGUUCCCGAACGCCCUCGGAAUAUAGUUACUCAUCGAGAGCAAGUUCGUCCCGGAGCAGCCCUGUGUUCUCAGAUGAUGACGCCGGGAGUCUCUCGUCCGCAGGUCACCUCCGCCAAGGACGAAGAGCUAGCGUGGUGUCUGCCGCCGAUUACUUUAGUCGCUCCAGUCGGAGGGGAAGCCUUGUCUCUGACGGGGAGGAGGCCGCCGCCCUGGAUCCAAGCAGUUUGGAUGAGAAGUGCGACAAGCAGUAUGCCGAGAUUUAUACCAGGCCUUCUUCUCGCAAUUCUGCCUCAGCCACGACGCCCCUGAGUGGGAGCGCCUCCCGGCGAGGGAGCGGAGACACCGGCAGCUUCGUGGACCCUGACGCUUCCUUAAGUGAAUUACGGGAUAUCUAUGAUCUUAAGGACCAGAUACAAGAUGUAGAAGGGAGAUACAUGCAGGGGCUUAAGGAGCUCAAGGACUCUUUGGCGGCUGUGGAGGAGAAAUACAAGAAAGCCAUGGUUUCCAAUGCCCAGCUUGACAACGAGAAGAAUAACUUGAUCUACCAAGUGGACACGCUGAAAGAUGUGCUUGAGGGACAAGAAGAGCAGAUGGCGGAAUUCUACCGUGAGAAUGAAGAGAAAUCCAAGGAGCUGGAACGGCAGAAGCACCUGUGCACCGUGCUGCAGCACAAGAUGGAGAUGCUCAAAGAGGGUCUGCGCCAGCGGGACGAGCUCAUCGAGGAGAAGCGAUGCAUGCAGCAGAGAGUAGACAGCCUAACCAAAGAGGUGUUUGACCUUCAGGAGACACUUAUUUGGAAAGAUAAAAAAAUUGGGGCCCUAGAGAGCCAGAGAGACUCCUUUGGGCGCCUUAGCAGCGAGCGGGAUGCGCUCAGGGAGGAGUUGGCGCAGCUGAAGGGGAACCUGCGAAUGGGCGAGAAGCACGGGCUGGUGAUCAUCCCGGACGGCGCCCCCAACGGGGAGCUGGGCCCCGAGCCUGGGGCAGGCGCCAUCACCGUGGUGUCGCAGGAGGCGGCGCAGGUCCUGGAGUCGGCGGGGGAGGGACCCCUCGAUGUGAGGCUACGGAAACUCGCCGGGGAAAAGGAGGAGCUGCUGUCCCAGAUCCGAAAGCUGAAGCUGCAGUUGGAGGAGGAGCGGCAGAAGUGCUCCCGACAGGACGGACCCUUCGGGGACCUGGGGGGGCUGGAGAACGGAGCCGACCUGCAGUUCAUUGAGAUGCAGAGAGACGCCAACAGGCAAAUUAGCGAAUAUAAGUUCAAACUUUCAAAGGCAGAGCAGGACAUCACCACCAUGGAGCAGAACAUCGGGAGGCUGGAAGGGCAGGUGGCCAGGUACAAGAACGCGGCUGAGAACGCAGAGAAGGUGGAGGACGAGCUCAAGGCGGACAAGAGGAAGCUGCAGCGCGAGUUACGGACGGCGCUGGACAAGAUCGAGGAGAUGGAGAUGACCAACAGUCACCUGGUGAAGAGGCUGGAGAAGAUGAAAGCGAACCGGACGGCCCUGCUGAACCAGCAGUAGCCGUGGCGCUCCUUCCAGGCCGGGCCUCUCUCCUCCCGGGCCGGGCCUCCCUCCUCCCGGCUUUGGGCCAACUCAGACUUUUGCUGCAUUCGAGCUCUCGGCUGUUGGGUCCUGUUUUUGUCGGAUGAUUAAAGUGGCGCCUUUUACCGUGUGAUUUA
Molecule: messenger RNA, 2466 nt
Organism: Sarcophilus harrisii (Tasmanian devil)
Lineage: Eukaryota; Metazoa; Chordata; Mammalia; Dasyuromorphia; Dasyuridae
Gene: LRRFIP2
Product: LRR binding FLII interacting protein 2
Exons: 28
Coding region: 149-2308 (719 amino acids)
Biological process (GO): regulation of DNA-templated transcription
Source: RefSeq, a predicted model, not a curated record